AUGAAUGCGGUGAACACGUUAAUGAUAAUUCGGUUACUAACUCGUAACCAACUCGCUAGCCAUGAGGAAAUACCCUACGGAUCAAUGUGGUGGAUCAUCUACGCCGGAGUUUCAUGUUUCCUUGUCAUCUUCGCCGGAAUCAUGUCAGGUCUAACCCUAGGGCUCAUGUCAUUAGGACUUGUUGAUCUUGAGAUUCUUCAACGGAGUGGUUCUCCGUCCGAGAAAAAGCAAGCAGCGGUUAUUCUUCCGGUGGUUCAGAAACAACACCAGCUUCUGGUGACUUUGCUUCUGUGUAAUGCUGCUGCUAUGGAGGCACUUCCGAUAUACCUAGACAAGCUGUUCAAUCCGUUUUUAGCUGUCAUUCUCUCUGUGACUUUUGUUCUGUUUUUUGGGGAGGUUAUUCCUCAAGCCAUUUGUAGUAGAUACGGCCUUGCUGUAGGUGCCAACUUUGUAUGGCUUGUACGAAUUUUAAUGAUAAUCUGUUACCCAGUUGCUUAUCCUAUUGGAAAGGUUCUAGAUUGGUUAUUAGGUCACAAUGAGGCGUUAUUUAGGCGAGCACAGUUAAAAGCUCUUGUCUCCAUCCACAGUAAGGAGGCUGGUAAAGGUGGCGAGCUUACACAUGAUGAGACAACAAUUAUCAGUGGAGCUCUAGAUUUGACUGAAAAGACUGCUGAAGAGGCUAUGACUCCUAUUGAAUCAACUUUUUCUUUGGAUGUUAAUUCAAAAUUGGACUGGGAGGCAAUGGGAAAAAUUCUUGCCCGCGGUCAUAGCCGAGUUCCUGUUUAUCAUGGGAAUUCGAAAAACAUUAUUGGGCUUCUACUGGUUAAAAGUCUUCUCACAGUUCGGCCAGAAACAGAUACUCCUGUCAGUGCUGUCUCCAUCCGGAGAAUCCCACGAGUUCCAGCAGAUAUGCCUCUCUAUGAUAUACUGAAUGAGUUCCAAAAAGGGAGCAGUCAUAUGGCUGCUGUUGUCAAGGCUAGGGGAAAAGGAAAAUUGCCUCCACAAAUGACUGAUGGGGAGAAAUACGAAGAAAACAAAAGGGUUGGUGCCGACUCACAGUUGACUAUGCCGUUACUACAGAAGCAGGAUGAGAGGGCUGAAAGUAUUGUUGUUGACAUUGACAAGCCUUCAAGACCUCCCAGCGUUAACAAGCUAUCUGCUUUGCAACGUAGUGAUGCAGCAAAUAGUUCCCCUACAGAAAGUAUUGAAGAUGGUGAAGUGGUUGGAAUUAUCACUUUAGAAGAUGUAUUUGAAGAACUUCUGCAAGAGGAGAUUGUGGAUGAGACAGAUGAGUAUGUCGAUGUUCAUAAGAGAAUACGCGUUGCUGCAGCUGUGUCCUCAAGUUCACGGGCUUCAUCAAUCCGAAGGUUGGUUGGGCAAAAGGGAGCAGGAGGCCAAAAUAAGCCAGGGACUCCAAAGAAAUCCGCAGAGGAAGAUGGACCGAACAUUACAAGGUUACAAUAA
Molecule: messenger RNA, 1464 nt
Organism: Vicia faba (fava bean)
Lineage: Eukaryota; Viridiplantae; Streptophyta; Magnoliopsida; Fabales; Fabaceae
Source: the annotation of a GenBank genome assembly